Ilex paraguariensis (yerba mate) is the source of this 918-nucleotide messenger RNA. The record is from the annotation of a GenBank genome assembly. NCBI's taxonomy places the organism in Eukaryota, Viridiplantae, Streptophyta, Magnoliopsida, Aquifoliales, Aquifoliaceae.
AAUACCAACUAAACUUCAGAUUUCUUCCACUGUUAUAUCUUUUUUUUAAAUUGCAUCCAAUUCCCUCCCCUCUCAAGCCUUUCCUAUUUUUUCUUCCUUCUCUCUCAUUUUUCAGGCAAAACUACGGAGCAUCGCAAGAACACGAGCUGUGACAACACGCGACCAUUGAUGAAAUGAAGCUGGCUGGGAAGACAAUUGACUGGUUCUUUUAGACCAAGAAGCUCAGUGGUAUCAAUCGAGCGUCAAAGAAGGCGAUCUUUGAGGCUGUGACAGGUUUGGGAGAGGAGCUGUUACUGUAACUGGUAAGGGUUUUGAAUUGGGGUUCCUAGAUAAAAGAAGUGUUGCUUGUUUGGUCAUGGAUUACUCUGAUCAGGGUUCGAUUUUGAUGAACAUUGUCGAUGAUGGUUCGACAAACUAUGGAUACUAUCCCAGAUUAAAUUUCAAUUGUGUUAACAUGUUGAGAUUUGUGAAUCUUGGAUCGUUCCUUUCAGUGUUGGGGGAAUUGGGUUCUGUGUCGUUUGAUAAUUUGCAUACUGGUUCAGCCAGAGCCAAGUUGUUGGAUUUGUUGGAGUCUCAAUUCUCGUUCAAACCGAAUACUAGGUUCCCCUCGUCGGAAUUGUAUGUGUGUCUGGACAGAGGUCCGGUCCUUGGAGAGAUCGCGAUCAUGUUGCGUGUACUAGCAACUCCAAGUCGUUUGAUGACGGAGAGUUCAAUAAAAGAGUAUUUCUCUUCGGUGGAAAGGUCAGUACUGUGUGUUACUUAGCUGGAACAGCCUGUGGAACCCAGAGUCAUGUUUAAUCGAAAGGUGUUUGAACAAGAAUUCAAACUUGGUUGGAAGCCUGAUCGGGGAGACAAUAGCCCAGUUUACAUAUAAGAUGACAUGGUAUCACCAACUAAUAAUAAUAAUAAUAAACUGUC